CUGGAUAUUUCUCAAUUUGAUACUAUAUGCACUACAUUACAGCUCCCAAUCACACCAACAGAAACACCCUCCUUUGUCUGUGAGAAUGAUGAAAUUCAAGAACCUCAGACCAAAUCUGAAGAAGCCUUCGAUAAUAGGUUCGGAUUAGAACUUGGAGAAGAAAAGAAUGAGAGAAUAAUUGAGCAAAAUUUCGGUUUCAGCCAAAAGUCUCAAAAUAAUACCGAAGCAGAGCUUGAGGAAGAUUCUACUCAAAGUGAUGCAAGCUCUAGCACCUCUGAAUGCUCAUUGGAUGAAAUGAUCCCUGCGCAUGAAUCAGACAAUAUCUACAGACCUACUGUCGUUCCGACGACGGAUCUUCCAUAUCAUACAUUCCAUGAUGCCGUAAUGCAAAGAAGAAAUCAGCGAAGACAGAUCAGGAGAGCUGAGGAAUUUUUAAGAAACAGUGUGUUAUUGGCUAAGAGAAAUCAAGUCUACGAUGAGUUUGGUCAGUUCGUUCGUCUCUUAAACCCAAAAGACAAUAUUAGGUGA
Messenger RNA from Strongylus vulgaris, 528 nucleotides. The record is from the annotation of a GenBank genome assembly. NCBI's taxonomy places the organism in Eukaryota, Metazoa, Nematoda, Chromadorea, Rhabditida, Strongylidae.